Messenger RNA from Drosophila ficusphila, 3116 nucleotides. RefSeq names its product pyruvate dehydrogenase phosphatase regulatory subunit, mitochondrial. Gene Ontology annotation, molecular function: protein binding; oxidoreductase activity. Bases 189 to 2999 code for a protein of 936 amino acids. Gene Ontology annotation, cellular component: mitochondrion. Lineage: Eukaryota; Metazoa; Arthropoda; Insecta; Diptera; Drosophilidae. The transcript has 6 exons. The record is from RefSeq and is a predicted model, not a curated record.
GCUUUGCCAUCUCUAAUUCGGUUAAUAUUUUUUUUUGUUAUUGUGCUGAAGAACCGAUUUACCAACAUAUAAUAUACAGCUCCGCGAUUCUGGUGACCUGGAGAGCAGGAGGAUUACUUUGUAAGGUUGUGGUACACACAGGUUGCGAUACAUACGGAUGUUCAUGGUGAAACUGGCCGCUGGAUAAGAUGUGGAAACUGCUGCAAGGCUCGCGAAAUGCAGUUUCGCGAGCUCAAAGGAGGUAUCCAGCCGCCUUCCCGGAUGCAGUGCGUCUGGCUAGUGGACAAGUGGAUCCGGCGGAUGAGCAAGUGCUGAGGAAAAGAAAGUUUCAGCCCCAAAAGGCGGCGGAUCUCAGUGAGGAGCUGGCCGUCCAGCUGCCCAGCAAGUCGCGAGUGGUAAUCUGCGGCGGCGGCAUCACCGGAGCCUCUGUGGCCUACCACCUAGGUCUGAGUGGCUGGGGCGGGGAAACACUGCUCGUGGAACAGGACCGCGUAAGCGGCGAGCUGCCCUGGACCGCCUGUGGGCUGGCUGGGCGAUUCGAGCCCAGCUACACGGAGCUCAAACUCGCUGAGUACUCCAUCGAUCUGAUCAAGCGGCUGGCGGAGAGCGGCUUGCCCACCGGUUGGCGGCCGGUGGGCAGUCUGAAUCUCGCCCGGAGUUGGGACCGCAUGACCGCCUUCAAUCGCAUGAAGUCGCAGGCUCUCGCUUGGGGCAUGCACUGCGAAAUCCUCUCGCCGGAGCAGUGCGCCCAGCACUGCGAGCUGCUCUCGCUCGACGGCAUAGAAGGUGGCCUGUGGAUCCCCGAGGAUGGCGUGUGCGAUCCCCAGCUGGUGUGCCAGGCCUACAUGUCCGAGGCGGAGCGACUAGGCGUCCGCAUCGUCGAGCAUUGCGCCAUAAAGAAGAUCCACAGCGAGCACGGGAAGGUGAGGAGCGUGGAGACCACUGCCGGCGAUGUGGAGUGCGAGUACUUUGUGAACUGCACGGGCUUUUGGGCACGCGAGGUGGGCACUCUGUCCAAGCCGGUGGUCAAGGUGCCGCUCAAAGCCGUGGAGCACCACUAUCUGCACACGAAGCCCAUCGCGGGACUCAGUCCGGAUACGCCCUUCGUGCGGGACUUCGACGGAAGGAUCUUCUUCCGCGAGUGCGAGGGCCACAUCCUCGCCGGCGGCUUCGAACGCGAGGCCAAGAUGGUGUACGAGGAUGGUGUGAUUCCCCUUUCGCAGACAGCGCGCCAACAUCCGCCGGACUGGGAUCACUUCCACGAGCUGCUCGAUGCCCUGCUGCUCAGAGUUCCGUCCUUCAGGGGGGCCACGCUGGACCGGUUGACCAACUCGCUGCAGGUCUUCUCCCCCGACUGCAAGUGGAUCCUCGGAGAAGCGCCAGAGAUCCAGAACUAUUAUGUGGCUGCUGGCAACAAGACGAUGGGUGUGUCCGCAUCCGGGGGCAUUGGUCGCGUCCUCACCGAUCUGAUAACGAAGGGCUCCACCUUCUUGGAUCUGCACAUCCUGGACAUCAGUCGGUUCCUGGGGCUGCACAACAACCGCAAGUUCCUGCGGGACAGGUGCAAGGAGGCGCCGGGCAAGCACUUCGAGAUCAACUAUCCCUUCGAGGAGUUCCAAACGGGCAGGAACCUGCGCAUGUCGCCCAUCUAUCCGCAGCUCAAGGAGGCGGGCGCCGUCUUCGGCCAGUCGAUGGGCUACGAACGACCCAACUACUUCGACCAGCAGGACAAACAAGAUGAGUUUGGGCUGCCGCGAUUCAGGAUCGCCCAAACGCGGACCUUUGGCAAGCCGCCGUGGUUCGACCACGUGGCCUCCGAGUAUCGGGCGUGCAGGGAGCGCAUCGGCAUCGCCGACUACAGCUCCUUCACCAAGUACGACUUCUGGUCGAAGGGCAACGAGGUGGUCGAGCUGCUGCAGUACCUCUGCUCCAACGACGUGGACGUGGCGGUGGGCUCCAUCAUCCACACGGGCAUGCAGAACCCCAACGGUGGCUACGAGAACGACUGCUCCCUGGCGAGGCUCUCCGAGAAACACUACAUGAUGAUUGCACCCACCAUCCAGCAGACCCGCUCCAUGUGCUGGAUACGCAAGCACAUGCCGGACCACCUGAGGGCCAAGGUGAACGUGGCGGAUGUGACCUCCAUGUACACGGCCAUCUGCAUCCUGGGUCCCUACUCGCGCAUCCUGCUCUCCGAGCUCACCGACACGGAUCUCACGCCCAAGAGCUUCCCCUUCUUCACGUACAAGGAACUGGACGUCGGCUUGGCCGACGGCAUCCGAGUGCUGAACAUCACCCACACGGGCGAACUGGGCUAUGUGCUCUACAUCCCCAACGAAUACGCCCUGCAUGUGUACUCGCGACUGUACCAAGCGGGCCAGAAGUUCAACAUCCAGCACGCAGGCUACUACGCCACGCGAGCUCUGCGCAUCGAGAAGUUCUACGCGUUCUGGGGCCAGGAUCUGGACACCUUCACCACGCCGCUGGAGUGCGGACGCAGUUGGCGCGUCAAGCUGAACAAACCCAUCGACUUCAUUGGCCGCGAUGCGCUGCUGAAGCAACGCGAGGAGGGCGUCAAGCGGAUGUAUGUGCAGCUGCUGCUGAACGACCACGACCACGAGGUGGACAUGUGGUGCUGGGGCGGCGAGCCCAUCUACCGCGACGGCGUCUACGUGGGCAUGACCACCACCACCGGCUACGGCUACACGUUCGAGAAGCAGGUCUGCCUGGGCUUCGUGCGCAACUUCGACGCGAACGGGAGCGAGCUGCCGGUGACCAACGAGUACGUCCUCUCCGGCCACUACGAGGUGGAGGUGGCGGGCGUGCGGUUCGAGGCCAAGGUCAAUCUGCACUCGCCGAACCUGCCCACCAAGUUCCCGGACCGGGAGCGCGAGGCCUACCACGCCACGCGCGACAAGCCCGACCAGGCGGAUCUCCUUUCGUUCGGCGGCGUGACCACCGCAGUCACCGGCACCGGAAUACCCACGGACGGGCAGUAGGGAUCCCUGCGGAGCUGGGCUCCCGACCGAGAUCAUCUGCCAGCUGGCUGUGUCACACGCAAGGCUGCUCCCCCUCUUCGUUCAUCUCUAGUUUAACUCGAGAGUCUCAGUGCGAUA